Quercus robur (English oak) is the source of this 1144-nucleotide messenger RNA. Its product is annotated as single-stranded DNA-binding protein WHY1, chloroplastic-like. Lineage: Eukaryota; Viridiplantae; Streptophyta; Magnoliopsida; Fagales; Fagaceae. Gene Ontology annotation, biological process: defense response; regulation of DNA-templated transcription. The record is from RefSeq and is a predicted model, not a curated record. The coding region runs from base 140 to 922 and encodes 260 amino acids. Gene Ontology annotation, molecular function: single-stranded DNA binding. The transcript has 7 exons.
UUAAACCUCUCUAACCCAAACCGAUUCCAUUUCCAAACCCCUCUCUCUCACCAAAAAACCCAAAUUGAAAAAACAAAAAAGGAAAGCAUAGCCGGGAAGAGAGUAGAGAAGAGAGAGUAGAGUAGAAGAAGAAGAAGAAAUGUUGCGUCUACAGUCUCUAUCUUCUCCACUCACAACCCAAAACCCAAAACUCCACCUAAACCUUAGCCCCACUAAACGCACCGCUUUGAAGUUAAACCCCAACAUCAACACCAAAACCUCACUCUUCGUCGUCAAGUGCCAGCAGAGGUUCACCACCAACUCCUCCUCUCCAAACAACUCCUCUUUUGCUUCACAAACCCCCCCAGCAGCUGGAGCAUUCCCGACUAGAUUUUUUGUGGGUCACUCAAUAUACAAAGGGAAAGCAGCUCUUACAGUCGAGCCCAGAGCUCCAGAGUUCACACCUUUGGAUUCAGGGGCAUUCAAAAUAUCCAAGGAUGGUUUUGUGUUGCUUCAGUUUGCUCCUGCUGCAGGCGUUCGUCAAUAUGAUUGGAGCAGAAAGCAGGUAUUCUCACUAUCAGUGACGGAAAUUGGAAGUCUAGUUUGCCUUGGCAAAAAGGAAUCGUGUGAAUUUUUUCAUGAUCCUUUUAAGGGAAAGAGUGAGGAGGGAAAGGUCAGGAAGGUUUUGAAGGUGGAGCCUCUUCCAGAUGGUUCUGGCCACUUCUUUAACCUCAGUGUUCAGAACAAGCUUCUAAAUGUGGAUGACAGCAUUUAUAUUCCUGUCACCAGAGCAGAGUACACUGUACUCAUCUCAGCUUUUAAUUUUAUCUUGCCGUACCUUUUAGGUUGGCAUGCUUUUGCUAAUUCCAUAAAGCCAGAAGAGACAAGCCUUGUGAAUAGUGCUAAUCCUAGAUAUGGGGGAGACUUUGAGUGGAGCAGAUAGUGAACAUUGCAGUGUCUCAAAACAUGGUAUAGAGGACUGGGCUUAAUUUCUGAACCUUCUUGUUGUUGUUGUUGUAAUCACUCUCUUUUUAGAGGGGUUGGUCCCAAAUAUUGGCAUCACUUUAUUCUCUUGUUCGAAGGAGGAUUGAAAUGACAAUGAAUGGACAAAGAAUGCUACUAUAUUAUGCCAAAUGAAAGAGUGUAGGGCAUUUGAUGAGCACAA